AUGGAGAGUCGCCAACCACCACCCGAGCGCUCCAGCUCAAACGACUACAUCGACGAGACACAAUUGUCGUUCAACAAACUCGAAGCGCAGAGAUGGGAUCGCGCAUUGGAGAGCUCACAGCGCGCACUCAACCAGUCGAUGAAAUUACCCGGCUAUCAAGACAUGUGUAACUUCAGCGCACCCGUUCGGGGCCGCGACUUUCAAGGGAGUCCAGCCUGGUCUGAAGGCACUAUGAGCGUUGGCGGAGGUGACGACACUUUCCAGUCUCCUUCUAGCGACAGGACUGUUAAGUUGAGCAGCGGCUACAAGGAACUCGAGGACAGCAGUGCGUAUACCUUCUUUCCGACGCCUUUCACCGUCGCCGCAACAUCAGAGACGGGUGCUACGAAUGGCUCCGCGUCUUCAGUUUCUGAUAUCUCACCGUUGUCUCAGCGCCAGUCCUUCGCUCGAGUCGCGGUCGAGUCACCUUUUCGACCUGAGUUCGGCGGUCCAGUCCAGACUCCAGCCAACCACGGCAUGAGGUGGUCUCCUGCGCAGCUACAGAAAGAGAUCUCACGCAACUCUGACAACUUCUAUUCCCACCCCAGCAUAUCCAAGACUCAGGUUGCCUCCCGUCCGCAGUCAACAUUCCCCAUCCCACGAAACAUGCCUUUCGAUGAGAUGAUCGUACCGCGCGGACCGAACCUGCAUCAACGAAGACUCGAUGCUAGAGUGUCAAGCUCACCGGGUAUACCGUCGCCCCUCGGUCCUGGUCGUAUGCGGGAGCAGCUCCACGAGGCAGACGUUGGAGAUGUGUCGCUCUCACCAGUCCCGAACGGACGUCUCCACACGAGCGAUCGGAUGAAGUACGGGAAGACCAAGUCAAGCAACAAGGAUACGAAGAACGUCUGGAAGAACCCCCCGUCUCCAUGUUCACCUACCGUGCAGCGCUACGCAUCCAGCGGCUCGAUCGACUCGCCCAUGUUCGACGUCAGCACGGGGUCUACGACUCGCAUGUGUGGAGUUGGUGCGCUUCCCCUACCGACUGGUACUCGCCCGCCGCCUGUCCACCCUAGCAUGUAUGACGUUAUUCGGAAGAACCCGGCUGGCAUUCAGAUGUGUGGAAGUAACAAUGGGAUUAGCUGGGAUCCCAAAUCUCCGGAGUUCGUGGGCAUGGUAUCUGUUGAUCGCCUACGUGGCAGUAACAGUGGCUUCGACACCGGAUCCCAGUCGUUCAACCGCCCUCCGUUUGGUAAUGUUCGGACGUGUGGAACUACGCCUUUCGAUCACCCGUCAAGUGUCAUUGUGUGUGAGGCUCCUUCACCCAUACCAUCACGAUCUGAGACUCGCAUGAACAGCGGCUUCAAGCCCUUCAUAUCCUCAUCUCAGUCAUUCGGCAAGCCUUUCAUGCCCUCAUCUGAGUCGUUCGGCCUACCAUUCACCGCAACAUGGCCCACCUCCGCACCCGCAACAUCCGGCCUCGCCACCCCAGCCUCAACAGAAGACCCUCAUUCCGCACAUGAUCCAUUCUUCCAAGCCCGUCUACCCCUCCGCUCAAACCUACCCAUCCCGCCUCCCCCACUCUCCACCAUCGAAGGCCAGUUCGAGCAGUCCCCUGAAGGCCGCGCCCGUCUCGACGCGCAGAAGCCCGUCCGCUCAGCCUGGAUCCGCGGCGAAGCGUCCAAGAUAGCCCAACUAGCAACCCUCCGCGCCGCAAUGGAGAAGCGGUACUUGGAAACGCGUUCCGACGCAGACUACGCAUCCUGGAAGAACCUUCAAGCGGCGUAUGAUGAUGCUACGAACCUGGAGAAGAGGCAGGAAGAACGACGGAACCUUUUCCUCAAGGAGAAGAAGAUGGAGGCGUUGAAGACGGAUGUCGUUGGGGAUAUGUCUGCGCAUGCUGCGAGUCGUGGUGGUGUUGGGGUGGAGGGAGAGGGCGAGGAGAAGUUGCUGGGGUAUAAGAUGGCGCUUAUGGAGCGUGUGUGUGCGGAGGUUAAGACUGAUGGAGAGGAGGAGGCUAUUACGGGCGAGAUGUUGGCGACGUUGAGUAAGGAGGAGAAGAAGGCUAUAAGGAAGCUGCUCGUUGGUCGUAUGGAGCGCAUGGCUUGA
This is a messenger RNA of Alternaria arbusti, 2088 nucleotides long. RefSeq lists its product as uncharacterized. The transcript has 2 exons. The record is from RefSeq and is a predicted model, not a curated record. NCBI's taxonomy places the organism in Eukaryota, Fungi, Ascomycota, Dothideomycetes, Pleosporales, Pleosporaceae. The coding region runs from base 1 to 2088 and encodes 695 amino acids.